AUGGCUGUUGAACCCACGUACCCUAUGCGGAAGCUCCGUACGGACGUGAAUCAGGCCUAUUUUCCAGGUAAAGUGUGCCGUUCGACGUCUCGAGACGUGAAUCUUCGAGCCAUGGUCGGCAACACACUCAUCAUGACGCUCAAAGUGCUGGCGUAA
Molecule: messenger RNA, 156 nt
Organism: Peronospora matthiolae
Lineage: Eukaryota; Oomycota; Peronosporomycetes; Peronosporales; Peronosporaceae
Source: the annotation of a GenBank genome assembly